Molecule: messenger RNA, 4955 nt
Organism: Oryctolagus cuniculus (rabbit)
Lineage: Eukaryota; Metazoa; Chordata; Mammalia; Lagomorpha; Leporidae
Source: RefSeq, a predicted model, not a curated record
GGGGCCAGGCGGGGCGGGGCGGGCGUGAGGAGGGAAGUUGUCGAAGUUAGGGGAGACGCCCGCCCGGGCCUCGCCUACGGCCGCUCCCUCCGCCUCCUCCCCGCCCCGAGCCCCCGGCCGCCCGUCCUUCCUUCCCCUCCCGUGCAUGAUGGAAACACCAUGGCUGCGGCAGCCCAGCUCUCCCUGACACAGUUAUCAAGUGGGAACCCUGUAUAUGAAAAAUACUAUAGACAGGUUGAUACCAGCAAUACUGGAAGAGUGUUGGCUUCUGAUGCUGCUGUUUUCCUGAAAAAAUCAGGUCUUCCAGACUUGAUACUUGGCAAGAUCUGGGAUUUAGCUGACACAGAUGGCAAAGGUAUCCUGAACAAACAAGAAUUCUUCGUUGCUUUGCGCCUUGUGGCCUGUGCCCAGAAUGGAUUGGAGGUUUCACUGAGUAGCUUGAACCUGGCUGUUCCUCCUCCAAGAUUUCAUGAUACCAGUAGUCCUUUGCUAAUCAGUGGAACCUCUGCAGCUGAGCUCCCAUGGGCUGUAAAACCUGAAGAUAAGGCCAAAUAUGAUGCAAUUUUUGAUAGUUUAAGCCCAGUCAACGGAUUUCUGUCUGGUGAUAAAGUGAAACCAGUGUUGCUCAAUUCCAAGUUACCUGUGGAUAUCCUUGGAAGAGUUUGGGAAUUGAGUGAUAUUGACCAUGAUGGAAUGCUUGACAGAGAUGAGUUUGCAGUUGCCAUGUUUUUGGUAUACUGCGCACUGGAGAAAGAACCUGUGCCAAUGACCUUGCCUGCAGCCUUGAUGCCACCUUCUAAGAGAAAAACGGUCAGUAUAUCAGGCUCUAUGCUGCUGAUCCCCUCUUCAGCAUCAGCCAAGGAAUCUUACUACUCCUUACAACCUGUAGGCAUUUUACCUACCAAAGCACCAUUAAGACAGUGGGUUGUAUCUCCUGUUGAAAAAGCUAAAUAUGAUGAAAUCUUCCUGAAAACUGAUAAGGACAUGGAUGGAUUUGUAUCUGGAUUGGAGGUCCGUGAAAUCUUUCUGAAAACAGGUUUACCUUCUACCUUACUGGCUCAUAUUUGGGCAUUAUGUGACCCAAAGAGCUGUGGGAAACUUUCAAAAGAUCAGUUUGCCUUGGCUUUUCACUUAAUCAAUCAAAAGUUAAUAAAAGGCAUUGAUCCUCCUCUCAUUCUCACUCCUGAGAUGAUUCCACCAUCAGAUAGGACGAGUUUACAAAAGAACAUCAUAGGAUCAAGUCCUGUUGCAGAUUUCUCUGCUAUUAAGGAGCUAGAUACCCUUAACAAUGAAAUAGUUGACCUACAGAGGGAAAAGAAUAAUGUGGAACAGGACCUUAAGGAGAAAGAAGAUACUAUUAAACAGAGAACAAGCGAGGUGCAGGAUCUUCAAGAUGAAGUUCAAAGGGAAAAUACUAACCUACAAAAACUACAGGCCCAGAAACAGCAAGUGCAGGAACUUCUCGAUGAACUGGACGAACAGAAAGCCCAACUGGAGGAGCAACUCAAGGAAGUCAGAAAGAAAUGUGCUGAGGAAGCCCAGCUGAUCUCAUCUCUGAAAGCUGAAUUAACUAGUCAGGAAUCACAGAUCUCUACUUAUGAAGAAGAAUUGGCCAAAGCUAGAGAAGAGCUAAGCCGCCUCCAGCAAGAAACAGCAGAACUAGAGGAGAGUGUGGAGUCAGGGAAAGCCCAGCUGGAACCCCUUCAGCAGCACCUACAAGAUUCACAACAGGAGAUCAAUGCAAUGCAAAUGAAACUAAUGGAAAUGAAAGAUCUGGAAAAUCAUAAUAAUCAAUUAAAUUGGUGCAGUAGCCCACACAGCGUUCUUGUAAAUGGCACUACGGAUUACUGCAGCCUCAGCACCAGCAGCAGUGAAACAGCCAACCUUAAUGAACACGCUGAAUGCCAGAGCAACCUGGAAUCUGAGCCCAUACAUCAGGAGUCUCCAGCAAGAAGUAGUCCUGAAAUACCACCUUCGGUUGUGACUGAUGAAAACGCAGUGGUGGCUGCAGCUGUUACUGAGAAAGUUUGUCCUGAAUUUGACAAUGAGAGGCAUUCAAAAGAGGAGGAUCCAUUUAAUGCAGAAUCAAGUUCACUGACAGAUCCAGUUGCAGAUACAAACUUAGAUUUUUUCCAGUCUGAUCCUUUUGUUGGCAGUGAUCCUUUCAAGGAUGAUCCUUUUGGAAAAAUUGAUCCAUUUGGUGGUGAUCCCUUUAGAGGUUCUGAUCCAUUUGCAUCUGACUGCUUCUUCAAGCAAUCUUCUACUGAUCCUUUUGCCACUUCAAGUACUGACCCUUUCAGUGCAGCCAGCAACAGCAGUAAUACAUCGGUAGAAACACUGAAACAUAAUGAUCCUUUUGCGCCUGGUGGAACAGUUGUGGUUGCAGCAAGUGAUUCAGCCACAGACCCCUUUGCCUCUGUUUUUGGAAAUGAAUCAUUUGGAGAUGGAUUUGCUGACUUCAGCACAUUGUCAAAGGUCAACAAUGAAGAUCCUUUUAGUUCAGCCACAUCAAACUCCGUCAGCAAUGUGGUCACUACAAAAAAUGUGUUUGAAGAAACAUCAGUCAAAAAUGAAGAUGUACCUCCAGCACUGCCACCAAAGAUCGGGACUCCAACAAGACCCUGCCCACCACCACCUGGGAAAAGAUCCAUCAACAAAUUGGAUUCUUCUGAUCCCUUUAAACUGAAUGAUCCAUUUCAGCCUUUCCCAGGCAAUGAUAGCCCCAAAGAAAAAGAACCUGAUAUGUUUUGUGAUCCAUUCACUUCUACUACCACUACCAGUAAAGAGGCUGACCCAAGCAAUUUUGCUAACUUCAGUGCUUAUCCCUCUGAAGAAGAUAUGAUUGAGUGGGCCAAGAGGGAAAGUGAGAGAGAGGAAGAGCAGAGGCUUGCCCGGCUGAAUCAACAAGAGCAAGAAGACUUAGAACUGGCUAUUGCACUCAGCAAGUCUGAGAUUUCAGAAGCAUGAAGAAUUCUCUUGUCUUUUGUCAAUAAUACUUACUCUUUUUCCUGAAUACUGAAGCUAUUUACAAUAUGUAUCAAAACUACCUAUGAGCAUGGGAAUACAAAAGGUUUGAGAUUCCUGUAAAUGUGACAGAAAAAUGUUUAGUUGUUCUUUUUUUUUUUUUAGUCUAUUUCCAAUUUGUCACAAAUAUAUAUAUUUUUCCCCACCCUAUAAAAGCAGUAACCUAGUCAGACAACUUCACCUAAGACCCUGUCUGGCAUGCAUUUACUAUAAGCUUUUGCCUGCCUGUGCUACUUUUACUUGUAAAGCUACAGCACUCAAGCUUCUGCCAUCUGGAAUAUAGAGAAAUAGUUUGACCCUGUGGUAACCUUGUUCUGUAGUUAUACUGACAGAAGCUGGGGGGGGUUCUUAAAUUUUUCAGUAUUCUCCCCUGAUUUGGUUGAGGGAGGGGAAAGGAAAGAACAUCGUAUUUCUUUUAUGAUUGGUGCAAAUUGGCUACUUUUAUGUCCUUAUGGUAAAAAUACUGCUUAAUUUGUUUUUUAAAGGCAAGGAAAAAAUGCAUAGACUGACUCUGCUAUGGAAAAAAGAGAUGCUUUAGGUUGAAUUAGUAUAGCUUCAGCCUUGAUCUUUUCCUAAAUAAAAAAUGUUAAAGCCUAAUGUGUGAAAUUUUUUUAAUUUCCCUGGAUUUAAAGAAUUAUAGAUCUCAAGAUACCUCUAUAUUUGCUAAUUAAUAAAAUCAGUUCUUACAAAGAAAAUUUGUAAGAAAAUAUUCAUUUUAAGUGCUAAACAUUGGAGAAAAUGUACCACCUAAAGUGUACCCAUCAGUAUAAGAGAAGUAAACAUCUAACAUGGCAGGCAUUCUGCCUUUGCCAUAGCACUGUCCUGUUCAGUUCAUGAUAGACUCUUUGUUUAUUUGCCGAAACUUCAGCAAGCUAGAACUGGAAGGUACUUUAGUUUUCCAUGUAUAUAUAUUUUGGUUUUCUUUAAUGAAGGCUCAAUUACUUGAAAUGUAAAAACUUUACUGAAUACAAAUGGAAAAUGACAUGUAUUAUCGUAUUGCUGUUCUGUCCAUCUUUGUGUUUUAUUUACUCUCUUCAUGAUUCAUGAUUUUUACCUAUAAAAUUAGCAGUCUAGCAAAGAGCAGUCUUGUUUUCACAAUUGAGAAGCUCUUGUGUUGAAAGUCUGUAAAACUGAUGGAGACAAGCUGAAGUUGAAUGUGAAGCAGACUGUGGAAUAAGCUGUAAAUUAUAAUCUUCCUUUUUUAACAUGAAUUACUGAAUUAGAUGAUGAAUAAAAUACUAAGAUAAAGAAAAAUGCACCUCAAAUUAAUAUACUUCACUGGAAUCACCAAGUGAAGGUGGUAUUGGUCUAGUGUAAAUCAGAGUAACUUAGUGCCUCGCCUAUGAAUAAAUUUCAGAACACCCAACUCAUUUCAUGUUGAAAUGGUGCUUUUUUUCUUUCCACAUAUAAUUGGACUGCUGCAGUUUAAAACAAACUUAAUCCACUUUCUUGUACUGCUCUUUUUGUCUAUUUUUGUAAACAGAAACGUUGCAGUAUAAAAGUCAUACUUAGAAAGCAUGGGCUGAAUCCUAGUCAUAAGGUUUUAAUUUUGAUAGACUAAUCCAGCAGCCGAAGGAUUUUCUGCAGAUAUUGAUGGCGAAGGUUGUGUUGGGAGUUGUGAUAGGUGGGUUUUUAUGUUUCUUUUUCCUUCCCCUUACUCUUCAGGAAAAAGGUAAGGUAGGUUAACAACAACCUUUUGCACUGGGAAAAUGAACAAAUGUUUGAAAUGCUUUUGAAAUUUGUUUUUAACUAAAGAAAACACCCUGGAAAAUAUUAAAUAUCUGUAACUUACAAAUGCCAACUUUCAGUGUAAUAAGUGUACCCUAAUCUUAUGUAUGUUUAACUGGAAAACAUAGAUUCUUAUCUUUUGUUAAAAUAUGUAUUCUUGGUGGACCAAUAUAAUAUUAAAGUAUAUAUAUUAUAUAAAUAUA